This is a messenger RNA of Aspergillus welwitschiae, 1271 nucleotides long. Its product is annotated as ubiquitin-protein ligase RMD5. Gene Ontology annotation, cellular component: GID complex; nucleus; cytoplasm. Gene Ontology annotation, biological process: proteasome-mediated ubiquitin-dependent protein catabolic process. The transcript has a single exon. Gene Ontology annotation, molecular function: ubiquitin-protein transferase activity. The record is from RefSeq and is a predicted model, not a curated record. The coding region runs from base 177 to 995 and encodes 272 amino acids. NCBI's taxonomy places the organism in Eukaryota, Fungi, Ascomycota, Eurotiomycetes, Eurotiales, Aspergillaceae.
GAGGACAAUCCCAGAUCCCAGUCAAGCAUCCAUUACACUGGCUAAGCUCCAGAAUCCCGUCAAAUCGUCUUUUGAUUCCAUCAACGAUAGUCUAAAAGAAACACACAGUGGUCUCAACAAAUACUCCAAAUCGUUAGAUAAGGUAGCACGCGUCAGUCUCUUACGGUGAAUGGCAUAUGUUAACUACUUCACUGUCGCAGCUAUUCAAAGAUCGGCCUUUGCCGAGCACCGAGCAUGAUGUCCUUUCGUCCCAAGAACACCUUAUCAACAGGGCCAUCGCCAUGCACCUUCUCCGAGAAGGACAGUUUUCCGUUGCGUCGGAGUUCCUGAACGAAAUGGCACAAAAGAAAGCGAUGAAAAAGCAGCAAGAAGGAGAUAUAGAGGCUAUAGACAAUGCGGCCUCGCUCUUAGAUCUCGAUGAAGUUCCGCCGGGUGAGGUGCGGCAACAGUUCCACACCAUGUACCACAUCCUUCAUGAGCUGAAGGAAAACAACAACCUGCUGCCGGCAAUACAGUGGUCCAGGGAGAAUAAGGAGGCCUUGGAAGCGAGAGGUAGUAACCUUGAGUUCGAAUUGUGCAGGCUGCAAUUCGUCUGGCUUUUCUACGGCGGACAGCAUCAGCAAGGACCCAGUCCGGGUGGACGGCAGGCAGCUUUGGAAUAUGGCAGGCGUGAAUUCCACACGUUCUUGCCCAGGUAUCUGCGCGAGGUCCAGCAGCUCAUGGGUGCCAUGGCCUUUUGCCCCAAUCUGCGAGACUCCCCGUACAAUCAUAUUUUCAAUAACCCGUCGGCAUGGUCCGAUGUGGCACACUCAUUCACGCGAGAGUUUUGCUCGCUCCUCGGCUUGUCGGCAGAUUCGCCCCUAUAUGUUGCUGCUACGGCUGGUGCGAUAGCGUUGCCGACACUGUUGAAGUUGCAGACUAUCAUGAAAGCCAAACGCACCGAGUGGACCACGGAGAAUGAGCUCCCGGUAAGUUACCUUGAUUGGCAUGCAUGACGGUUCGUGGACUGACUGGUACGCCUUAUAGGUUGAGAUACCGCUACCGCCGUCAUAUCUCUUCCAUUCUAUUUUUGUGUGUCCCGUGUCAAAGGAGCAAACCACGGAUGAGAAUCCCCCAAUGAUGAUGCCCUGUGGGCAUGUUAUCGCGGAGGAGUCACUCAAACGGUUGUGCAAGGGUAGCCGGUUCAAGUGCCCUUACUGCCCGAGUGAGAGUCAUCCUCGGGAGGCGCGAAAGGUAUUCCUCUAGUUGAACCGACAGGGUCAGUUCAGCGG